AUUUAUUUUUCUAAAUAACAAAACUUAUAUAUCAUGCACUACUUAUAAGCAUACUUAGGUGCCUGCAGUGCCCAGUGCAAAAACGUUUUGGUUCUUCAAUCAUGUGUUCUGGAUUAUUUUGGAUUGGUUUCUUCGAGUCACGUGGUAAAUGAGUUAGUAUAAAAAAGCUGGGUUAACACAUGGUUGACGCAUUAUUCUCGACAAAUAUUAAAAAGAAGCAAACGUAGAAAAUAUGCUACGGACGCCGCUUAAAAACAGCAAACUCGUGAAUAAGCCAUUUAAAUCGCCUUUUGAAUCACCAGCACAGAAGAAAGAUCACAACAAAAGUCAUAAUAAGUCUGCACAAAAAGACUGUGAAGUAGCGGAUUCACCUUUGUCUACAAGGAAUUCUGAAGCUAAGCGAGUAUUAUUGUUGGAUGAUAAUAAAAGGAUAAAGAGAAAAAAAUUAUUGACGGACGAUGAAAAAGAUGAAUCAGAAACCUCUAAAUGUUCAACCUUGGAUGAGGGUAGAGAGGCGAAGAAACAAAAAUUGUCAGAUGAUGAUAAUCAAGUAACUGUACCUGAAAAUGUAACAAAAACUGACCUGCACUUAUUGAAGAGAAAAAUUUUUGAGAUACGUCAAGAACUAGAUUGUUUAAAAUCUAGAGAACGAUGCAGUAAAAAGCACGACCCCAAAGUUUUAAAAGUUUCUAUAGACAGAUGGAGAACUGCUUGUCAAAAUGCCCUGGAAAUAGUUUGUUCCGAACUGAGGGAACGAAAUGGGCAAAGUUCUACGAUAUCUGAUGUCUUGAAGAUGUUGGGAAUACCAGAAAGUAUUGUUCACUAUUCAGAAAAAGAUGAUGGAUUCAUCUAAAUGCUAAGAUUUGGAUUUUUCUAUGUUAUGCUAAGACUGGAAGUAUAUUUUUCUAUUGUUACCAUACUGUUUCUGAACAGGUACUAUCAUAUUUUCUAUGCAAUUUUUGAUAAUUAAUUAAUAUAUGUAUAAGGAAAGAAACGUGGCUGUAAAUAAAUAAAUAUAAAUUGAGCUUUUAAAAA
Nasonia vitripennis (jewel wasp) is the source of this 1035-nucleotide messenger RNA. RefSeq lists its product as uncharacterized. Gene Ontology annotation, biological process: double-strand break repair via homologous recombination; positive regulation of DNA-templated transcription. Lineage: Eukaryota; Metazoa; Arthropoda; Insecta; Hymenoptera; Pteromalidae. Bases 233 to 853 code for a protein of 206 amino acids. The transcript is spliced from 4 exons. The record is from RefSeq and is a predicted model, not a curated record. Gene Ontology annotation, cellular component: Swi5-Sfr1 complex.